Oreochromis aureus is the source of this 1112-nucleotide messenger RNA. It is a transcript of the gene gmfg, whose product is annotated as glia maturation factor, gamma. The transcript has 7 exons. Gene Ontology annotation, biological process: negative regulation of Arp2/3 complex-mediated actin nucleation; actin filament debranching. NCBI's taxonomy places the organism in Eukaryota, Metazoa, Chordata, Actinopteri, Cichliformes, Cichlidae. Gene Ontology annotation, molecular function: actin binding; Arp2/3 complex binding. Bases 156 to 584 code for a protein of 142 amino acids. The record is from RefSeq and is a predicted model, not a curated record. Gene Ontology annotation, cellular component: actin cortical patch.
UGAAAGGAGGAAGCAUGCUGAGAGGCAAUCUAGCAUUGCGUCUGCCCUCCCCUGCUGUCUUCAACAGUUUGAAAGUAACUGUCAGUCUAUCGCAAACAGUUUAAGCAAGGCGGUGUUACCCUCAGGACUUAAAAGCAGAAAAGGAUCCUUUGAGAAUGUCAAGCUCUUUAGUCGUGUGUGAAGUGGAUGAAAGUCUGAAAGAUAAACUGAAAAAGUUUAGAUUUCGAAAAGAGACCAGCAAUGCUGCCAUACUAAUGAAAAUAGACAUGGAGAAACAGCUCGUUAUUCUUGAGGAGGAAUAUGACGACAUCUCAAUGGAUGACUUAAGGAAUGAACUUCCAGAGCGGCAGCCCAGAUUCAUUGUCUACAGCUACAAAUAUGUCCAUGAUGAUGGCAGAGUGUCUUACCCGCUGUGUUUCAUAUUCUCCAGUCCCGUGGGGUGCAAGCCAGAGCAGCAGAUGAUGUAUGCAGGAAGCAAGAAUCGACUGGUCCAAACUGCAGAGCUCACAAAGGUGUUUGAAACAAGAAACCCUGACGACUUGACAGAAGAAUGGCUGAAGAGCCACCUGUCAUUUUUUCGCUGAAUGUACAUCUUCUGCAUCUCCAAAAGGUUCCUUUAUGAAACAAGGCUGUCAGUUUAAUGUCCAUCUGGUGUGUAUGGAAUUGUUAAUAAACAUUUUAAUCAAAACAGCUUUGUCAGUUCUGCAUUUAAAUCAGUCAUUUUAGAUAUUUUUUUUCAGAUAAACAAAUCCAAUACUAUAAGAUCAGCUGUACUAAUUACAGCACAUACAGGUUAAAUUCAUGAAAAUACUCAAGAGGUUCCCAAAUCAGAAAAAGACGCAGAAAAAGAACAAAGUCUGGUCAGAGUUUUUUUUUGUUUUUUUUUUAUAGAAAAUGUCAUCUACAAUGUAUUACCUGCUUUGAGAGCCCACAUGCUUUACACUAUUCCCACUCCAAAGGCAUUUCAAGAGUGGAAAUCAUUUAAGAGUGGAAAACGUUUUGGGGUUUUUUUGUUUUUUUUUUUUUAACAUGAUCCUGUAAUGACCAUCUGGCAAACAAUAUAGAGGAAUGGCAUACAAAUAGCAACUAGAGUUAAAUCUACAAAUAAAAAC